AUGUUGGCCUCACGCAGGGAGUUUAAAGCCGCGCUCAAAUACAUACAAUGUAAUCAAGAACGCAUUAAAAUGGAAAUGCUGGCUCGGCAUCGUUCCACUUGUAACUUUGUUGAUUUUUGGAAAGAAACCAAAAAGCUUAAUAAUAAAAAUUGUGUACCGGUGAGUGUUGAAGGAGAAAGAAAUAAAAAAAAUAUAGCAAACUUAUUUAAAGAUCAUUUUAAUGUACCUAAUAAGCAAAACAGUGUAAUUAGUAAAUCUAAAAGUAAACUUCAGUCAUCUCGCUCGGAGACUUGCCACGAGACAGUUUCACCCAAACAGAUAGAAUUAAUUCUGAGGUAUAUGAAGCGUGAGGAACUUACCCGUGCGCUGGUAGUUCCUAUCACAAAGAACAAAACGGGAGAUAUCUCGAGCGUGGCUAACUAUAGGCCUAUCUCACUGGCCACGAUAGUGGCCAAGGUGCUUGAACGUGUCAUCCACUCCUACACAAGCGCAGUAGGUAUUGAUGACGGGCAGUUUGGAUUUCGACCACAAGUUUCAACAGACAUGGCUAUAUUCGCCCUAAAGCAGGUUGUCAGCUAUUACAAACAGGGUAACACGACAGUAUAUGGCUGUUUUCUAGAUCUAAGCCGCGCCUUUGACACACUUAAUCACGAUCUAUUGUGGAAGAAGGUACGGGACACAAGUGUCCCGUCUGAGAUUGUUGGCCUCCUCGAGUAUUGGUACCGUAACCAGACCAACAAUGUCAGAUGGGGCAAUGAGCUGUCAGACUGUUAUCAGCUUCCAUGUGGUGUCAGGCAGGGGGGGCUUACAUCUCCUGAUUUGUUUAAUAUCUACAUUAAUGAUCUAAUCGGGGAGCUGAGCAGGACUCCAGUGGGGCUGAGAUCGGGAGAGGUGCCACAAAAUGUCCCCGUCGUUUGUGUUAAUGGGCAGCCUGUCAAGGUAGUGGACAACUUUAAGUACCUUGGCCACAUCGUAACUUCCCGUCUUAAAGAUGACGCAGAUAUCGAACGUCAACGUAGGGCUCUAUGUGUGGUGGGCAACAUGAUUGCUAGGAAAUUUAAAUGCGCAGCGCCUGACGUGAGAAUUACUCUGUUCAAAGCUUUCUGUCAGUCGUUUUACACGUGUCAGCUCUGGACUAACUAUACUAAGAAGUCGCAUGAUGGCAUACGAGUAGCCUACAAUAACGUUUUUCGAAUCCUCAUGGGCCUGAAGCGUUAUUGUAGCGCUUCAGAAAUGUACGCGGAGGCGAGGGUCGACUCAUUCAAUGCCAUACAACGUAAGAGGAUUGCAUCGUUCAUGUCCAGGGUUGAUACGUGUAAUAAUGGCAUUAUUAGAAGUCUGUCCGCUAGGCUGAUGCAGUCAGCAAUGUACCGACGCUGGGUGGAUAUUGCCACC
Messenger RNA from Brenthis ino (lesser marbled fritillary), 1395 nucleotides. The record is from the annotation of a GenBank genome assembly. NCBI's taxonomy places the organism in Eukaryota, Metazoa, Arthropoda, Insecta, Lepidoptera, Nymphalidae.